CAACUCUCCAGGCAGCUGUCCAGGCACUGCAGCCUUCCAGGUAGCUCCUGGCUUAGCCUGCCUAUUCCCCAGCCUUCAGAAAUGGAGCACAGCCCAAAAAACCACAUGUCUUCUUCUGAGCCCAUCCUGGAUCUCAAGACAGACACUGCAGAAGCUCUUCCAGCCCACAGCAACCCCGAGGAGCUGAAGCAAAGCCACGAGACGAGGCAGGACCCAGCCAGCCGCAGCGGUGGGGACGACUUUGCAACCUCCGGCACAAGCAGCUGUGGCGAGCCUAGCCUGGCUCCGGACGCAGAUGAGACCCUCCCAAGCAGAGACCCCCAGUCGGAGGCGAGGGAUCCCAGCCCCGCUGACUCUUUGCCAUGGCCAGAAGCCCCCGAGGAGUGUCCAGCCCGCCCCAACACCCUGGAUUUCUCCAAGUCCCUGAAGAAGCUAGAGGAGGUGAAGCAGAUGGGGCAGAGACGAAACAGCGACCACGCGGCAGCGAAGGAGAACGGGGUGGAGGUCAGCCCCGCCGCGGCGGCGGCGGAGGUCAGCGAGGAGAGGCGGGCGCUGGAGUCCGAGCUGGGGAAGUGCAUCGAGGACUUCCGUAAGAUCAAGAUCCCCGUCGCCUUUCCCAACAAGAAGCGGCAGUGGCAGAGCGAGCUGCUGAAGAAAUACCACCUGUGAGACGAGACUUCAUUCCCUGCCCCCGGGGAGGAUGUCCUCCGGUACGUUGAGCGUCUCCACCGAUGUCCCCGGGGUAGCAGAUGGCAGAGGCUGUCCACACUCCCAAAAUGAGGAGUGUAGGUUGCUCAUUAAGCCCAUCCAGCAGUCAAAAGGGUCGCAAGCCUAUACCCGCGGCAGAGUGCUCCCUACCAUGGCCAUCGGGAGGGAUGCACGAUAUCCUAAGAGGCUUAAGCAUAGGUGGAGGGGCAUAGAAAAAGGAAGGAGGUCCGUUGCCAGAGAGACCAUCCAGCAGAAGUUCCCACAUUUAUGAGAAUGGAUUUUCCUGGAAUUUCAAAUAAUAAAAUAUAGUUGGUGUCGAG
Molecule: messenger RNA, 1028 nt
Organism: Phalacrocorax carbo (great cormorant)
Lineage: Eukaryota; Metazoa; Chordata; Aves; Suliformes; Phalacrocoracidae
Source: RefSeq, a predicted model, not a curated record